AUGGCGGCCGACAGCGAGACGGCAAGCAAGAAGGACCUGGGCGCCGAAACCACAGCCAACAACUCGGAUUUCGAAACCGGAGACUCCAAGCCCAUCCAAGAUGAGAAGCUCACGGGAGCGGCCGGCGCAGAGACCGACCCCGUCGCCGACGAGAAGGCCGCCGCCGCCGCCGAUGCAGCUGCAGCCGCAGCCUCGGACGAAUACCCCCAUGGUUUCAGGCUGGUGGUGCUUGUUGCCGCCGUCAUGAUCACCGUCUUUUUGACCUCUCUCGACCAGACCAUCGUCGGCACCGCAAUCCCUAAGAUCACGGACGAGUUCCACGGCCUCAGCCAGGUGUCGUGGUACGGCUCGGCCUACUUCAUGUGCCUGGGCGGCUUCCAGCCCGCUUGGGGCAAGGCCUUCAAGAUGUUCCCGCUCAAGACCACCUUCAUCAUAUCCAUCUGCAUCUUCGAGCUGGGCAGCCUGAUCUGCGGCGUGGCCCCGACGUCCGAGGCCUUCAUCGUCGGGCGGGCCAUCGCCGGCGUCGGCGGCGCCGGCACCGCCAUCGGCGGCACCGUCAUCUCGGCCUUUUGCGCGCCUCCGGAAAAGCGCCCCACCCUGAUGGGCUUCAUCGGCUUCGCCUACACCAUCGCGGCCAUCUUCGGGCCGCUGCUCGGCGGCGCCUUCGCCGACCGCGUCACCUGGCGCUGGUGCUUCUACAUCAACCUGCCCAUCGGCGGCGUCGCGCUCGCGCUCAUCAUCGUCUUCUUCCAGACACCCGAGAUCGCGAAGGUCGACCACGGCAUCCACGGCUGGAGGCAGAAGUUCCUGCACAUGGACCCGCUCGGCAUCGCGCUGGCCAUGGGCGGCAUUAUCAGCUUCAUCCUCGCGCUGCAGUACGGCGGCGUCGAGCACGCCUGGGGCAGCAGCACCGUCGUCGGCCUGCUCGUCGGGUCCAUCGUCAUCCUGGCCGUCCUCUUCGCCUGGGAGCUGACGCUGGCCGGCGACUACGCCAUGCUGCCGUGGCAAGUGCUCGGGCGGCGCGCCAUCUGGGCCCCGUCCGCCUUCCAGGCCUUCUUCGCCGGCUGCUACUUCUUGCUGCUGUACUACCUGCCCAUCUACUUCCAGAGCAUCAAGGGCGUCGACGCCGUGCAGUCGGGCGUCGACAACCUGGCGCUCGUCAUCGCCGGCUGCCUGGCCAUUGUCGCCGGCGGCAUCGCUGUCACUACCAGCCGCCACGCCACGCCGUUCAUGAUCGUCGGCGCCGCCGUCACGGCCGUCGGCUGCGGCCUGCUGUACACGCUCGACGUCGACACGAGCGCCGGCAAGUGGAUCGGCUUCCAGAUCCUGCUGGGUGUCUCGGUGGCGUUCCCCUUCCAGAACGCCCUCAACAUCAUGCAGGCCCACACCAACCCCGACGACAUGUCCGUCGCCACCUCCAUCCUGUACUUCUUCCAAAUCCUCGGCGGCGCCUUCAGCGUGUCGGCGGCGCAGUCAGCGUUCGUCAACCGGCUGAUCGCGACGCUGGCCGAGACGGCGCCCAACGUGCCCCCGCUGCUGGUCGUGGCGACGGGCGCGUCGCAGCUGCGCGGCGUGUUCACGGGCGACAACCUGACCGGCGUCGUGCUCGCCUACAUGCACGGCAUCCGCGCCGCCUUCGCCGUCGCCAUCGGCAUGGCCGGCUUCGCCUUUCUCCUCGCCUUCCUCCUGCCCUUCAAGCGCCUGCCCAAGGGCAGCCCCGGCGACGCCGUCGUGAUGGCGUGA
This is a messenger RNA of Lasiosphaeria miniovina, 1743 nucleotides long. Its product is annotated as major facilitator superfamily-domain-containing protein. Gene Ontology annotation, molecular function: transmembrane transporter activity. Gene Ontology annotation, cellular component: plasma membrane. NCBI's taxonomy places the organism in Eukaryota, Fungi, Ascomycota, Sordariomycetes, Sordariales, Lasiosphaeriaceae. Gene Ontology annotation, biological process: transmembrane transport. The transcript is spliced from 3 exons. Bases 1 to 1743 code for a protein of 580 amino acids. The record is from RefSeq and is a predicted model, not a curated record.